AUGACAUGUAAAUGAGCAGGCUGGGUUUGAAGUCUACCCAGACGCGAAGUCGGAGGACUGUAGUAGUUUUAGGCAACAAGCAAAGGGUAAAGUCAGUGGGGGUCCCACACGCGGUCUAUCUCCGUUCUCUAUCCUGUCGCAGACUCCCCCCUAAAUGGAAGAUACAAGGUCUCCUUCGCUGUCGCCUCGCAUUUUCUCGGAAAAGGAGGUAUCCAAGCACUGCACCAAGGAUUCGUGCUGGGUGUUGUUAGGGACGCGGGUGUACGAUGUGACUGGGUUCCUUCGGAUGCACCCGGGCGGAGAGGCGCUCAUACUCCGCCGCUCCGGCAAGGACAUAAGCGAGGAGUUGGACGGUCCCCCGCACAGGCACUCCGAUAACGCCCGGAGGUGGAUGGAGCAGUACUACAUCGGCGAAAUCGACAGAGACAGCACGGACGAAGAUACGGAGACUUUAAGACAAAGAAAGAAGACCACAGAAGACAUAACAGAAGAAGACGGAAGCUCAGACAUCAAUAAAUGCGCCAAAGUUGACGAAGGAAAGGAUCUGGUAGACUGGAGAAAACCUCUUGCCUGGCAGGUCGGAAACCUGGGAGAGAAAUAUGACACGUGGGUCCAUCAGCCUGUGGACCGACCAAUCAGAUUGUUCGAGUCAGACUUCUUUGAGGCCAACACAAAAACUUCAUGGUACAUGGUGCCAAUCGUAUGGUUGCCUUUGGUUGUCUAUCUGAGCUGGUAUUGCUACACAUUACUGGCACAAGAGAGGACAAGAGUGUACUUUACAUCAGAUUACUCCAUUCUGAUCCACAAGUACACCUUUCCAUUUCUUUUCAUGUUCGGUAUGUUCCUUUGGUCUUUUGUCGAAUACUGCAUCCAUCGCUUCGUCUUCCACUUGCGUCCACCCGCCCACAAUUAUUACCUCAUCACGCUGCACUUCCUGCUGCACGGUCAGCACCACAAGUCUCCAUUCGAUGGCUCUCGUCUGGUGUUUCCUCCCAGCCUGGCAGCCAUCGUCAUCGGUGGUUUCUACCUAGUACUCACAAAGAUCUUUCCUGAGGGUCUGGGGACCUCAAUGUUCGUCGGGGGUCUGUAUGGAUACGUGGUCUACGACAUGAUCCACUACUACCUGCACUACGGCUCGCCGCAGAAAGGCUCUUACCUGUACGGAUUAAAAGCUUAUCACGUCAAACACCACUUUGAACACCAGCGGGCAGGUUUCGGGAUCUCCACUACAUUCUGGGACCACCCCUUCAAAACAGUCAUCCCAAAGCAGACAUUUUAGAAUACCCCAUCGAUCGCCACAACGACCAAAUCCAUAUGUCCCCUGCAAACUCCCAUAAGCCUCUCCCAUCCCCGCUCCAUCCCCCGCCUUAUGUUACCAUGUUAGGUACAGUGUCUUAUCCUGCUGCUGCUACCAGCUAAACUCUACGGCCUUCAUGAUCAUCAAUCUCACGAGAAGGGAGAGUGCCUAAAAGUCUAGAAUCUAAAUAAAUAUUUAUAUGGUGAAUGAAUGUACUGAUGAAUCAACAUUAAUGUCUUUUUUUUUAGAGGCACCAGAAUAUCCAACUCCCAGUUUUGCCCAUCCGUGUAACGUUAGAUGUACAGAUAGAUACCAGUAGGUGUGGGAGGGUGUGUGAAGGUGUGGAUGAACGAGAGAGAGUAACCGUGAUUUUCUUAGUCGUAGUGUUAAUGUGCUGAAGGGUUUCAGAGAGAGCCGUCGUGCCGAGUGGUACUUUCGGUGGUCUUGUGAGCCAUUGCCUUUAUGGAAAACUCAGGAAAGUCUCAGAUGCUUUUAUCUACUCAGUGUUGAUGCUUACUGACCAUUGGGUCCCCUAGCUGUCUGUCAAACUUUGCUCUGCCUACAGUGGGUCCAAAAAGGGUUCGGGAACAUUGUAAAAAAUGCCAACAAAAUAUCAAACCAAUAAAUACUGUAUCAAAGGCUUAAGCACCCUUUUUAAGCAAAAUAUGUUUUUAGUUGCAAAGUGAAAAGAGGAAAAAUUGACACUCGGUUUGAUACUUGGUAAAAAAAUGAACUAUUUAAAAAGAAACCAGAAUACUUUUUUGGCACACUGAAUGUUUCUUUUACAUUGUUUCAUCAUGCUUUUUCAUUGUGGGUUACAUAAACCCCAUUAGCUUCAGCAGUCAUGUCACAAAUUAAUUGUUUCCCAGGACUUGAUAGUUAGAUCACAAGCCUCUAUCAUUCUUGCCUUUCUUAUCUCAUUUACAUUGAGGUGUUUUUUGCCAAUUGACUUAGACGUAAAUCCUGGACCUUCGGAAGCCAAAACCAGCAGUUCCUCAUGUAAUAUGUUACAUAUCCACAUCCAGUGAGAUAUUAAGUUAUGGAGGAUUGAAGCUGGCUUUUGGUUCCCCAGCUUAGCACUCGGAGGUCUGCCGUCACGAACUCGUGAGGGCAUGAAGCAGGGUGAUGUGGUCACUCCUGUCGGUGGGGGUUGCCUGAUGUACGUAGCUGUGGUAGGGUGGAGGGUCUAUAUAAAUCCUCUGUCUGUAGAUCUAGCCAGCGCGAGCGACCCCCUCCAAAUUCUGGCGUGACGAUCUGUUGAAUCUGACCAGGUUUCAGGAGAGGGCCGCAAUAGAUAACAUCCCUGACUGAUCUCUCAUCAGUUCAUACGGCAGAUUUUCCCAACUCUUGAACCGCUUGUCCGUUCUCUUUUCUGUAUGUUUUUUCCCUCGUUCGUUUUAACCCUUUUGUCUUGACACUGACUCACGCCUCUGAUUUCUGGGAAUUUCCAGAAAGGUGAAAUUGAAGCCGUGGCCUCCUUCAGCUCUACUUUUAUCAGUUAUUUGCCAUUUUUGAUCACAGGUUCCUUGCAUAAAUAUCACGUUUGACCUAAUUAUUUUAUCUGUGGUAGUAGAUUGAUUUUCUCUUCAUAUGAGUUUUAUCAGGCCAAGUUUUCCCGGAAAUAUUUACAGCAUAUAGAUAUAUAUAUAUGAAAGAGAGAGAGAAGAGAGAGAGAGAGAGAGAUUAUAUUAUAUAUUUAAGUUUCAAAUGCUCCUGUCUGCCUUUCUUUUCCUUCCGAACCAACUACAAUAAUAUUGUAAGCCAUGGAAGGGAUGUCAGGGAUUCAGGACAUUUAAAUAGGACCUUUCUUCUUACCAUGAUUUAAUGGCAGAACGAAACUCAUAAAAUGCAAUGGCUAUUGUAAUGUUUUUUGAUUUUUUGUAACUGUGACGCCCUCCUGAGCUCACGGUGCUCCGGUGAUAUCGGAGAAUGCUUUGAGUUGAAGCAAGUGAACAGAGCAAUAUAUUUAUCUGUUUAUUUGUAUUAAGGGAAUAUAAAUCUUUCAGCUAAAGAUGUCUCUAAUAAAUCUCAAAAUCUGUUUACUAUGUAUUUUUAUUUUGGAAAUUUCUAUGCAAAUGCAAAUGUAUUUGUAAAUAAACGUAUGUAUAUUUCUGAUGAAA
Molecule: messenger RNA, 3417 nt
Organism: Triplophysa dalaica
Lineage: Eukaryota; Metazoa; Chordata; Actinopteri; Cypriniformes; Nemacheilidae
Gene: fa2h
Product: fatty acid 2-hydroxylase
Exons: 7
Coding region: 155-1279 (374 amino acids)
Biological process (GO): fatty acid metabolic process; lipid biosynthetic process
Cellular component (GO): membrane; endoplasmic reticulum
Molecular function (GO): iron ion binding; fatty acid 2-hydroxylase activity; heme binding
Source: RefSeq, a predicted model, not a curated record